Messenger RNA from Spodoptera litura, 1657 nucleotides. RefSeq lists its product as uncharacterized. Lineage: Eukaryota; Metazoa; Arthropoda; Insecta; Lepidoptera; Noctuidae. The record is from RefSeq and is a predicted model, not a curated record.
CUCUGUAUUGUUGUGUAGCAUUGUGUGUAGUGACGUAACCAUUGUAUUUAAUAUGUGUUAGAAUAAACGACAGAUGUUUAGUAUGCGCCUGUACCAGCCAUUACAGGUUCAUCUAGACAUUUGUUUUACCAAUAAAUCUGUGUUUUAUUUACCUUCUUAUACUGAAAUUUAUAUUCAAAUAAUUAGUCCUGAUCAUAGAUAGAUAUACGUACAGAGCUAAGUCUACAUCUACUAUAUUUUGUCUAAAGAGUCAAGUCAGUCAAGUACGGUUAGGUAUAGGAAAAAAUACUUUAUGAUAAUGGUUAUUAGGUAGGUACGGAUUCAAUGAUACUGCUCAGGUUAUUGGUUCUCUUUUAAACAUUCUCAAAAUACAAAAGAGGUCUCAACAAACGCAUAGGUACCAUCUUGAUUUCCAUCCGUCAUUUUUAAAACGUCAAAUAGCAAGAUUGGUAUGAAAUAGUAGAUCUAACCAAAAAAAGGAGCAUAAAAAUCAAAAGUGUGAUGGAAAAAAAAUAUAUUAAUGAAAUCGCAAAGUGAAAAUGUUAGAUAUAGGGGGGACCAGUAGUAUAACUCUCACGCCGCUUGCAUGGCAGGCAAAUCUUCUGUGAUACAGAAUUUCUGCGACACGAACUUGGAGGUUGUCGCGAAGUGGUUGAGUUGUAACGGCGAGAUAUGGGGGGUGGGACCGACGACGGUGUUUGCCAGUGCAGCUGCCCUCUUCCUCUACAACGAACUGGAGGCCACCGUGUUCAUCGCUGGAGACCAAGCACAUGUCUCCUGGCUAGAAAAGACUUUGAUUUCCACCAUGGUUCUCGGUAUGCUGGCUCUGAUGAUCCACCUGUGGGUCUGUUCCAUGCGGUUCUUCCAGUACUAUCUGGACACGCUUAUAAGAGAUAGUCCGAGCAUGCUAUUGGAGAUGACGACAGCGAGUCUGCUGGGCGGGCAGGCUGAGAUCAUGCCGCUAGGCCCGCUGACCAGGUUCCUACGCCAGCAGCAACCGCAGAUCCACAUGACGGUCUGCUGGUUCCUGUCACUCUGCUACGCAGACUACGUUCGUAAAAACUACUGCCAGAGGUUCAACAUGCCGUAUUUGGAACAGUGGCAAACCGAGUUGCACAGUCGUGCCGUACGGGGACUCCACAGCACAGUGGAGAAGGUCAACAGCUUUGUCGGCUCCGUCCAUCAACGGCUGAGAGGGUUUGCACCACCAGGUCACAUGGAAACCUGCCCGAUGACGGACUGCACCACGUAUACAGUGGGAGCGCGUCUUGCAAAAAGUCAUCGGGCAACGUCAGCGACACGUGCAGUCGGGUCUCUUGGGGUGAUCGGCAACCGUGUGAAUCUACCGCGGCGCUUUCAAAACCGCAGAAAGAUUUCGAUGUACGGCUGGUCACCCAGUCGAACGAGACCACUGAUGCUAUCGAGAAACUUAGGAACUACGUCGCAUCGACGAGGUGCACGUGCAAUCCACAGGACUCCGGCGUCGUUGGUGCUAUCGCCGAUAAAGAACCCAAGUCUUGAAGACUGUCCCUGGAGAAGCAUCGAGAAGAUUCCGUUCAAUACACUUGUUAGAUGAUUUUGGGUCUAUUAAAUAUUUGUUAUGACUAAAUGAAGUAUCUAAUUUCUUAGAGCAAUUUUUAUGUAGGUUAUAACCUAA